ACAGUAUAGUUUGGAUCCAUAAACCUAUAAACAGAGAUUUUAUCGUUCAGCGCAAAGAAAAAAGGUUAAUUUCUCCACGUAACUCAUCGGCAAUGGCAACAUCGUCGAUAGCGGCGGCGCAUAAUCGGCGAACGGUCCCCGUCUCUGAGGACACGGAUUUCGAAACAACGGAGGGCGUGAAGGUGAUUGGAAGCUUUGAGGAGAUGAUAACAAAAGACGAAUUACUCCGCGGAAUCUACCAAUACGGUUUCGAGAAACCGUCACCAAUUCAACAGCGUGCCGUUCUUCCUAUCGUUCAGGGCCGUGACGUCAUCGCUCAGGCUCAAUCUGGUACCGGCAAGACCUCCAUGAUUGCUCUAACUGUUUGCCAGGUUGUUGAUACCUCUGUAAGAGAGUUGCAGGCUUUAAUUGUGUCUCCGACGAGGGAACUGGCAUCACAAACUGAAAAAGUUAUAUUGGCUAUUGGAGAUUUCCUAAAUAUACAAGUGCAUGCUUGCAUUGGAGGCAAAAGUGUGGGAGAAGACAUAAGGAAACUUGAACACGGAGUUCAUGUAGUAUCUGGAACUCCUGGUCGAGUCUGUGACAUGAUCAAAAGGAGAACGUUGCGCACGGGGGCUAUCAAGUUGUUAGUUCUGGAUGAAUCGGAUGAAAUGCUGAGCAGAGGGUUUAAAGAUCAAAUUUAUGAUGUGUACAGAUACCUCCCACCUAAUCUUCAGGUUGUCUUGAUUUCCGCUACUUUACCCCAUGAAGUACUGGAGAUGACAAAUAAGUUCAUGACGGAUCCUGUAAGGAUUCUAGUAAAACGUGAUGAAUUGACCUUAGAGCGCAUUAAGCAAUACUUUGUUGAGGUUGAGAAGGAGGAAUGGAAGUUUGAUACUCUGUGCGAUCUUUAUGAUAGACUUACUAUAGCUCAAGCUGUUAUAUUCUGCAACACUAAGCGAAAGGUUGACUGGUUAACCAAAGAAAUGUGCAACAAUAAUUUCACAGUUUCAUCAAUGCACGGUGACAUGCCUCAGAGAGAAAGAGAUGCAAUUAUGGAGGAAUUCCGUACUGGAACAACCCGUUUAUUAAUAACAACAGAUGUUUGGGCUCGUGGCCUUGAUGUACAGCAGGUUUCUCUGGUUAUUAAUUAUGAUCUUCCAAAUAAUCGAGAGCUGUACAUUCAUCGGAUUGGUCGUUCUGGACGUUUUGGACGAAAGGGUGUUGCAAUCAAUUUUGUGAAGAGCGAUGAUACAAAGAUCUUGAGAGAUAUUGAGCAAUAUUACAGUACUCAGAUUGAUGAUCUUCCAAUGAAUUUUGGUGAUCUUAUAUGAAAGGGCAUGCGGUAUGCUGGUUGGAGUGUGUUUGUCAAAUUUAUGCUGGGAACUAGUGUUUGAUUGUGGUUUGGUUUAACUACUUUUUAUUUUACGAACUUCUUAUAACACUUUGACAUUCGGUCUAUUAUGCGCUCGACUGAACUAGAGAUAACGUUUUUCUUUGUCGUUAUGACAGAUAAAUUUUUAAA
Molecule: messenger RNA, 1504 nt
Organism: Vicia villosa (hairy vetch)
Lineage: Eukaryota; Viridiplantae; Streptophyta; Magnoliopsida; Fabales; Fabaceae
Product: eukaryotic initiation factor 4A-3-like
Exons: 7
Coding region: 93-1313 (406 amino acids)
Cellular component (GO): catalytic step 2 spliceosome; nucleolus
Molecular function (GO): ATP binding; mRNA binding; RNA helicase activity
Source: RefSeq, a predicted model, not a curated record